AUGGACAUAGCAGCGAGAAGAAAGAAUGUCUCAAUUGCAUGCGACGCAUGCCGAAGCAGAAAACGCAAAUGUGACGGCACCCUUCCCAUAUGUACAGCAUGCUUGGAUUGUGAGAAACAAUGUACCUACAGCGAAGACAAAAGAUCGUCAACCAAACGCCGCCAAUAUGGUGGUCAACGUGUGCAGGAUCUCGAGGAUCAAGCUGCUACCGCUGGACCGGCACCAGUCACAACAAUGACAAGGAUCGAUGGGACGGCCACAACUCAAGAGCUCAUGAAUACGAUCCACAAAGAGCUCGAGGACAGUCAAAGAGAGCAGGAGUCUAUCACGCCGGAUCAUGCGCUGGCGGUUACAGACAACCUGAAACGACUGCCGGAUGCGCUUGAAGACUUGUCUCAUAUGCUUUGGACUCUCGACGUAUUGGAUUCUGGAGAAACAUAUUUCAAAGGACCCUCCGGAAACUUUUGUUUCUCGGCCACGAAGGCGCCGCCACAAAUCCAACAUAACGUCAAGCAAGAAAUCGCUGACGUCUAUGUCACUUACACACUCAUGAGUCAGCAUCUGAGAGAAAUGCUUGCCUUGUUCAUGAAACACGUAAAUCCGUUCUAUCAAUUCCUAGACGCAGACGGUCUCUCACAAGUGACAAUCGAGCCCAGCAUGCCCCUUCCUUCGCAACUCUUGUAUGCUUCUGUCAUAUCAGCAGGGGCAUUGUUUACCUCCGAUCCUCACGCCCGCAAUAGUGGUCGGACCAUCGCAGCAUUUGCGGAGAACAUUGCAGUUACGUGUUGCAGAGAUCACCCGUCAAUCACGGUCUUGCGCGCCCUAUCUAUCUUGUCGUGGAUGAACACAGGUCUUGGUAACGAUAGCAUGGGCUAUAUGUUCAAUCAUAUGGCUAUGUCAAUGGUCGUUCAUCUUGGGAUACACGCCACGUCGUUACCAGAACUCAAACCGAGAAAAACCAUCGACGAACGAACACAAUCAACUCGUGUUAGGGCGUUCUGGUCAGCUCUGCAGUGUCGGCUAUGGUAUAUCACCGAUCAACACAUGGACCAGAUCUACUCCUUCGAAUUCGGGAGGCUUGAUACUACAAGCAAACAUCGUCUUUUGAUCAAUGCCCGCGAUGCUUUGCUCGGGUUCCGAAAAUACAUGGCAGAGUCUGCAUUGCCGAGCUUACAGGAUAGCACAUCGGCUCAGAAAGUGUUACAUCUGGCUUACCACGUGUCAUUGAUCCUCGUCCAUCGCCCAUUUUUGCACGCUGAUAAUGAUUGGCAGACCAGAUGCUUUGCCCUACGAACAACCACAACGGCUGCUGAUGCCUCGAGCAGAAUAGUCAAAAUGCUCAUUGCGUCUCCCAAAUGUUCAAAGUUGCCUUACUUUGUCAUACAUCACGUCUUGACCGUUGCCUUGGCGCAUUUGCUCAAUGCGACAUGUGAUGACAGUAGGGUAAGGCAGAGGGCGGUGACCGGAGUACGCGUCUGCCUCAAAGCGCUCGAGAGCCUGGGUCAGACAUGGGGAAAUGCCGCCGCACGAAGUAUAGUCGAGAUCCAACGACUCGCUGCCAAGUGGAAAAUAGGAUCCAUACUGCCAAGGCACCUCGAUCGUCCUUUUGAACAAGCAAGCCAGGACGAUCUACCAUCUGUUGCAGCAUCUGAUGACUCCGAGCGAGAUCCCUACUCCGCCACAUCCUCCGACAGCACGUACCUGGACCAAAUCAAUAACACUGAGUUUUCCGAUGCUUUGAGAGAUGGAAUCAACAUCUAUGGCCAAGACUGUCCCAAGGCAAAUGACUAUGCUUUAUGA
Aureobasidium melanogenum CBS 110374 is the source of this 1800-nucleotide messenger RNA. RefSeq lists its product as uncharacterized. The transcript is spliced from 4 exons. The record is from RefSeq and is a predicted model, not a curated record. The coding region runs from base 1 to 1800 and encodes 599 amino acids. NCBI's taxonomy places the organism in Eukaryota, Fungi, Ascomycota, Dothideomycetes, Dothideales, Saccotheciaceae. Gene Ontology annotation, biological process: DNA-templated transcription; regulation of DNA-templated transcription. Gene Ontology annotation, molecular function: DNA-binding transcription factor activity, RNA polymerase II-specific; DNA binding; zinc ion binding.